This is a messenger RNA of Penicillium concentricum, 921 nucleotides long. Its product is annotated as prohibitin subunit PHB2. The record is from RefSeq and is a predicted model, not a curated record. Bases 1 to 921 code for a protein of 306 amino acids. Gene Ontology annotation, cellular component: mitochondrion; membrane. Gene Ontology annotation, biological process: mitochondrion organization. Lineage: Eukaryota; Fungi; Ascomycota; Eurotiomycetes; Eurotiales; Aspergillaceae. The transcript has 4 exons.
AUGUCUCAAAAUCAACGGGAGGCGUGGGAGCGCCUGCAAGUUAUGCUGUCCAAGCGCAAGGCCGGCUUCGGUGGCAUGCCAUCCGGUGGUGGCCGAGGAGGCAUGGGACUUAUCGGAACUCUCGUUCUGGCCGGUAUUGGCACCUACGUCGCGUCAAAUGCUCUAUUUAACGUGGACGGUGGUCACCGUGCCAUCAAAUACUCGCGCUUAGGUGGUGUUCAGAAGGAGAUCUACAAUGAAGGUACUCACUUCCAAAUCCCGUGGUUCGAAACUCCCAUCAUCUACGAUGUCCGUGCGAAACCUCGCAGCAUCCCUUCCCUCACCGGUACCAAGGACUUGCAGAUGGUGAACAUCACCUGCCGUGUCCUCUCCAGACCCCGCGUGGAUGCUCUCCCCCAGAUCUACCGAACUCUGGGCCAAGACUUCGAUGAGCGCGUUCUACCCUCAAUCGUCAACGAGGUUCUGAAGAGCGUUGUUGCCCAGUUCAACGCCAGUCAGUUGAUCACACAGCGUGAGAACGUUGCCCGUCUGGUGCGGGAGAACCUGGCUCGCCGGGCUGCCCGUUUCAACAUUGCUCUGGACGAUGUGUCCUUGACACACUUGACCUUCUCCCCCGAGUUCACCGCCGCCGUUGAGGCCAAGCAGGUCGCACAGCAAGACGCUCAGCGUGCUGCAUUCAUGGUCGACAAGGCCCGCCAAGAGAAGCAGGCCUUCAUUGUCCGCGCACAGGGUGAGGCCCGCUCCGCCGAGCUUAUUGGUGAUGCGAUCAAGAAGAGCAAGAGUUACAUCGAGCUCCGGAAGAUCGAAAACGCCCGUCACAUUGCUCAGAUCCUGCAUGAGAGCGGUGGCAAGAACAAGCUCUACUUGGACAGCCAAGGAUUGGGCCUGAAUGUCCACUCCUUCAACGAGGAGGGCAAAUAA